Histoplasma capsulatum G186AR is the source of this 3252-nucleotide messenger RNA. Its product is annotated as ATP-dependent helicase RIS1. Gene Ontology annotation, cellular component: cytoplasm. Bases 1 to 3252 code for a protein of 1083 amino acids. Gene Ontology annotation, molecular function: ATP binding; ATP-dependent chromatin remodeler activity. The record is from RefSeq and is a predicted model, not a curated record. The transcript has a single exon. Lineage: Eukaryota; Fungi; Ascomycota; Eurotiomycetes; Onygenales; Ajellomycetaceae.
AUGGUGAAGGAACGAGAGCCUCCGCAGACCUCCCAGCCUCCAACAGGGAAGAAUGACAAAUCCCAGAAUAGACAAUCCUCACAACCAGGAUUUGGGCAACCAGCUUCUCUAGGCCCAUUGCAUCAGAGCAAGGGCAACCCGUUCAUCAUUCCAAAGGCCAACAAACCACGCCCAGAACAUCAUCAACCGCCAACCGCUGCUCUAAAGAAUGGAAGCAGUGCGUCUUUCCUGGGUCAGGAAUAUACAGGGUUCGACCCCUUGCAACCUGUAAAGCCAUCCGGCUAUAACAAUUUUAGACCGGGGCUAUUAGACAACGACAGCGCAUACAAGAUAGUUAGGCCGUCAAAUAUCAACAGAACGACGCAGCCGGCUCCCAUCCCAUUAUUCGCUUCUCAAACAAAGCCAAAGAUGUCAAAAGCCUCAAGCAACCUGCAGAAUUUCAUCGACCUUACUGGCACAGCAAUAAACGGCCAACAUCAUGAAGAAGAAUUUUUGGGCACUAUGGACACGUAUAGCUAUGUUGAUGCAGCGAAGGCAACGGAGAAUAUCAAGGCUUUGUUGGAGGGCGCUUUUGAGGAUGAUGAUGAUAAACCUCGGACGAGACAGCGUCGAAAGAAAAUAGAGGACGAGGUCAAUGAGUUGGCUAGCAAGCUUCAGAAAGUUGAUGUUGGUGGGGACGCUGGAGAUGAGGAGGAAGAAGAGGAGGAGGAGGAAGAAGAUGAUGGCACCGUUGAGGGAUUGAAGAUCAAACUCCUUCCUCAUCAACGGGAAGGCGUUGAAUGGAUGAGAGACAAGGAGUCUGGGGUGAAAAAGACACGAGGUGUUAUUCCUAAAGGUGGAAUUCUGGCUGACGAUAUGGGCCUGGGCAAAACUAUUCAGACAAUUGCACUGAUGCUUACGAACCCCCGUCACACAAAAGAAAAGGAAACGGCUGCUGAGGACAAAGGAAAAAAGCAAAAGGAUAUACCGCCUGAAGUUGGGAAAGGGACUCUUGUGGUUGCACCUCUUGCUCUCAUUAAACAAUGGGAAUCUGAAAUCGGAAGCAAGGUUGAAGCUUCGCACCGGCUGCGUGUCUGCAUAUACCAUGGAACACAGCGAACCAAACAUGCAGAUACCCUAUCUCAAUUCGAUGUUGUGAUUACUACUUAUGGCACCCUUAGUUCUGAGCAUGCAGCCUCCGAAAAGAAACCCACAGGAUGUUUCGCCAACCAUUGGUACAGAAUCAUUCUUGAUGAAGCCCACACCAUCAAAAAUCGCAAUGCUAAAGCAACCCAGGCUGCCUGCGCACUGAAGUCUGAAUAUAGGUGGUGUCUCACUGGUACGCCGAUGCAGAAUAAUCUCGAUGAGCUACAGAGCUUGAUCAAUUUCCUUCGCAUAAAACCAUACAACGAUCUAGCUGCAUGGCGGGAACAGAUUACCAAACCACUAAACAAUGGGAGGGGCGGCUUAGCUAUCCGAAGAUUACAAGUCUACCUUAAAGCCUUUAUGAAGCGUCGAACGAAAGAUGUCUUGAAGUUGGAUGGUGCAUUGGGUCAGGGGAACGCUGGUAACAAAGGAGAAAACAAGGAAUCGUCACCCGGAUUUAGAAUCACCAAUCGCGAGGUGCUGAAAAUCGAAGCGGAUUUUACCCCUGCGGAACGAGCGUUUUACAAACGUCUAGAACAGCGGACUGAUAAGACCCUGGAACGAAUGAUUGGCGAUGACAAUAUAAACUAUGCAAGUGCCCUGGUUCUCCUGCUUCGUCUCCGCCAGGCUUGCAACCAUCCCGAUCUUGUGAAGAGUGACCUUGCUCAGGACAAAGAUGUAUUGAUGAAUAAUUUUGGAGGCAACAGCCAGCCUAAAACACCUAAAGGGGAGGAAGAUGUCGAUAACAUCGCUAGCCUUAUGGGUGGGCUAAGCGUUGUGACUAAACUAUGUGACGUUUGCCAGGCAGAGCUGAGUUCUAAGGAAGCUAUUAGUGAUGCUAGCAGAUGCGCGGAAUGCGAGGCUGACCUACAGACGCAAGUCGUUAGCCCCCGCAAGAAAGGCGAUAAGAAAGCGAAGAAAAGGACGAAGGAUGAAAAGCGAAAAGCGAAAAGGAAACAAGAAAAAUCCACGUAUCAAAAUUCAUCCACUGGUAUUUCCGACGCCCGUCGAGCUCGAUUGCAGAAACAGCGGCUUAUUGUCGAUAGCGACGAUGAGGAUGAUGACGGAGAAUGGCUUGUUCCAGCUCAUCAACGAGUUGAAAAUCUUGGGGAGGCUGGUGGGACUGAUGACGAAGACGCUGAAGGUGGCGGAGAUUGGCUAGGUUCUGACGAUUCCGAAACUGACGAAGAUGAGGGCGAUGGGACCAGGAAGCGGUCAGGCAAGGCAACAGAAGUUAUCAACCUCGAUUCCGACGAGGAUGAGGACAAGACUGAUGACGAUGAAGGUGAUGAUGAUCCAGAAACUCCAGAGCAUCUUGCUUCGACAAAGAUUAGAUAUCUUAUGAAGAUCCUAAAAGCAGAGUCUGGCGACUACAAAUUCAUCGUUUUCUCUUUCUUCACCUCCAUGCUAAACAAAAUCGAACCUUUCUUGAAGGAUUCACAUAUUGGUUAUGUACGCUAUGAUGGUGCGAUGAGAAACGACUUGCGAGAAAUCAGUCUUGAUAAACUACGCAAUUCUCCGAAGACUAGGGUCCUUCUCUGCAGUUUACGUGCUGGUUCCCUCGGAUUGAAUCUAACCGCUGCGAGCAGAGUUGUCAUUUUGGAACCAUUCUGGAAUCCGGUAUGGCAUUCCUCCGCAUCCUCUCAAACUAUUUUCUAUUCGAAAUUUCAAAGUCAAAAAUCCGAGCUAACAUGUAAUCAAACGCCACAGUUCGUCGAAGAACAAGCCAUUGACCGUGUCCAUCGCCUUAACCAAACCGUCGACGUGAAGAUAUACAAACUGACAAUAAAGAACACCGUAGAAGAGCGUAUCGUCGACCUUCAAGAGCGCAAACGCGAACUCGCCAACGCUACGAUUGAGGGCAAAGCCUCCGCGGCCAAACUCACCAUGAAGGACAUGAUGGCACUCUUCAGUCAUGAAGCUAGCAUGAUAUACAAUGGCGAUGAGGAUAAGCUGGAUCUUACGGGAAGGACGAGAUUGCUGGAUUCGAGAGAUGACGACGACCGGCAGGAUUAUGGUAUGUCCACAUCUCAGCAAGGUCGAAGAGCGACGCCACCGGUUAUGCAGAGUAAGAUUGGGAGUCGGCGGCCCACGCCUGAGAGCUCUGUUUAUGGACGGAGGUGGUGA